This is a messenger RNA of Zingiber officinale, 1082 nucleotides long. RefSeq lists its product as uncharacterized. The record is from RefSeq and is a predicted model, not a curated record. NCBI's taxonomy places the organism in Eukaryota, Viridiplantae, Streptophyta, Magnoliopsida, Zingiberales, Zingiberaceae. Bases 161 to 1036 code for a protein of 291 amino acids. The transcript is spliced from 6 exons.
CCUUUCUUGACUACGCGGCCUCACAGGCUCAGACGCCAUGGCAGCCAUCGAAACGAGCGUCGCCGUCUCCAGUCCUCUUCUUGCUCUCCUCCAAGAUCGCUUAGAUCGAUUCCACGUAAUGGGGGAUUGCUUUCCGAAAUCGAAGCCCUAAUCCUCAGCUAUGGAUUCGUCCGCGACCUCCAAGGCGGGAGAAGGGAGAACCGGGCGGAUCUGCAGUGGUCUCUGUUUCUGUGUGAUAUCCUACUUGGUGGUUUCCUUCUUGACCUCGUUCCUUUUGGGGCUCUUAGGGUUGGCAAUCGACAGAUUCUCUGCUUCCGCGGCCGUCGCGAUACCCACCACCUGUAGAAUUCUGUCGAGCGGUGUAGAUCUAAAAGCAUCCAAGGUUUGCCAACUUGGAACCCUGAACCAUAAAGCUAACGGUGCAUUUUAUCACCUGAAGAAAGCAACUUUUCGCUGCCAUUAUGAUUAUUAUUGGGCUUCAAUCUUUGAGGUACAGUUUGAAGAGUAUUUUUCUGGCCAAAUAUUUCAUGCUGUGGCAGAAGUACCAAAGGAGGCUCUUCCUCAUGACUGCAGGCCUGAUUUUGGCAUUGCGUGGUUAACAACACUGAAAUUCAAGGUAAAUGAAACAUACGGGUGCAAAUAUCUGCCCGUUAGUCAGAAAGUCGAUAUUUAUUCCGAUGGUCUUUUUGGUUGCAAGGCAAAACAAUUUUCCACAUCAAACCCUAUCAUGCCAUACAUUAACUUGUUAAUGGGACUCUUCAUCGAGGUCGAGGGACCAGGGUCCAAUAUUGUGUAUGUAGCGAGAGGAUUCGUCUGUGGCUUUCUCGUUUCGAUGCUCACUGUUGCUACAGCAGAAUGCUUUCGCAUCCUUGCCGGUGCUAUGGCAAGAAGACAGACAUGUAUCGUGUGGCUUCAGCGAGUUUGUAUCAUCGUUGCUUAUUUCAGUGCCAUGGCUUGGCUAAUUUUGCAGUAUGGCAAGAUGAUCGGAUUGAACCAGCUGUUGUUCGAUUCCAAAACUUAUGAGAGGACCUCAUGAAAGUAUCGACUGGCUGUCGACAAGAAACAAAUUCCUACACGACGCA